Molecule: messenger RNA, 1515 nt
Organism: Beauveria bassiana ARSEF 2860
Lineage: Eukaryota; Fungi; Ascomycota; Sordariomycetes; Hypocreales; Cordycipitaceae
Product: WD domain-containing protein
Exons: 1
Coding region: 1-1515 (504 amino acids)
Molecular function (GO): protein binding
Source: RefSeq, a predicted model, not a curated record
AUGGCGAAAAGAAAGAGACAACAAGCCGCUGCGGCUGAAGCUCCAGCAGCCACGAAACAAGUUGAAAAUAAAAAAGCAAAACGCACCCCGAGCACGACUACGAAAGCAAAUGGCAGCUCAUCUGUCACCCUGCUGCCCGAGACCCUUCAGAUCAUUGCAGGCUCCUACGACCAAGUGCUGCACGGCAUAACGGCGAAUCUACACAACAGUGCCGAGUGCCAAUUCGCCGACACAUUCCUAUUCAAUGCGCACAGCUCGGCGAUUCGCUGCGUUGCCGUGUCGCCCGUGUCGGCCAAAAUCUCCGGGCAGGCGCAAAAGGUGCUCCUCGCGACCGGCAGCACCGACGAGCGAAUCCACGUGUACAAUCUGUCUGCGCACCCGCCACCUCAGGAUAAGAAGGGACGGGCGCUGCUGGCGACGGUGGCGCCGCGGCCGAUCAUGGAGAACCCCAAGAACCGCGAGGUGGGCACGCUGCUGCACCACUCGUCGACGGUGACGGCGCUGCGGUUCCCGACGCGCGCCAAGCUGCUGUCGGCUAGCGAGGACUCGACGAUUGCGGUGACGCGAACGCGGGACUGGUCGGUGCUGAGCACGAUCAAGGCGCCCAUCCCCAAAGCUUUUGGGCGGCCGAGCGGCGACACGGCCCCGUUUGACGGCACGCCGUCGGGCGUCGUCGACUUUGCCAUCCACCCGAGCAUGAAGGUCAUGAUUAGCGUGAGCAAGGGCGAGCGCUGCAUGCGGCUGUGGAAUCUGGUGACGGGCAAGAAGGCGGGCGUGCUGAGCUUCACGCGGGACAUGCUCGUGCAGGCCGGCGAGGGCAAGCACGCGAGCGGCGAGGGGAGGAGGGUGGUUUGGGGCAGCGCGGACGGCGCGGACGAGUUUGCGGUGGCGUUUGAGAGGGAUGUCGUGGCGUUUGGCAUGGACAGCGUGCCAAAGUGCCGCGUCAUGCCGUUUAGGACCAAGGUUCACCAAGUCACUUACAUCAGCCUAAACAGCAAGGAAUCAGACGGACAAGAAGGGCAGAGCGGCGAUUCCGUCAUGGCAGUGUCUACCGAAGACGGCCGCGUGCUCUUCUUCUCGACCAAGGCGGACGACCUGGUUCAGCAGGAAAGCACCAAGGCCGCGGGCGAGGGCGAGGGGGAGGGCGAGAAGCUGCCUCUUGCCAAGCUCUUGGGACAGGUGGGCGGCAAGGACGCCGGCGUGACCAGCCGCAUCAAGGACUUUGCGGUGCUCCGCAGCGAAGUAAACCCGGGUCUGCUGUACGUCGCAGCGGCGAGCAGCGAUGGCAAGGUGCGCGUGUGGACAGUCAAAGACGAGGCGCUGCGCCGCGGGGGCCAGCAGGGAGAGCAAGUUGGCGAGCUCGCGGGCCUGUACGAGACGCACAACCGCAUCACCUGCCUGGCGGCGUUUGUCAUGAUUCCGCGGCCGGAUGAUGCCGAGGACAGCGAGGAGGAGCUUGAUGAGGAGGAUGAGGAGGAGGAGGGUAGUGAUGGCAGCGAUGAUGAGAGCGAUUAA